AUGCCAUCAAUCUCAUGUUGGGUGUUUGAGGUGUGCUUUGGGGAAUGGCCGAGGGCAUUUCUCGAUGCAGACGUCGAAGUGGUCGGUUCGGUUGAAAGAGGCAAAAUCGCCGGUGGACUGAAAGGCGGUUGUGGGGGCGGUGGUGGUGGAGCUGCGGUUGUCGUCUGUUGGGAAAUUGCGUACAGUGGAGGAAGCGACAACUCAUCAACCGAUGUUAAAGGACCUGCACCAAUUCUAUUUCCACCUGAUGGACCACUACAGUGUUAG
Molecule: messenger RNA, 267 nt
Organism: Rodentolepis nana
Lineage: Eukaryota; Metazoa; Platyhelminthes; Cestoda; Cyclophyllidea; Hymenolepididae
Source: the annotation of a GenBank genome assembly